Messenger RNA from Cladocopium goreaui, 358 nucleotides. The record is from the annotation of a GenBank genome assembly. NCBI's taxonomy places the organism in Eukaryota, Dinophyceae, Suessiales, Symbiodiniaceae.
UCACCAAUGCCUCUCUCGUCGCCGGCCCGGGCCUGCGGGGCCCGGCGGCCUGGGCGUUGCCAUGUUGCGCCUGGAUGUGCCCGGCUGUGGCGUGGUGGAAUUCACAGCAGAGGCAGUGGGUUCCGGCUCCACGGGCUGCGUCUACCUGGGCGUCGUGCAGCCCGGCGGCCGCCCGGUGGCGUUGAAGGCGACGACGGCCGCGGCGCGGGGCUGGCACCGCGAGCUGCGGGCGGUGCGGCCGCUGCUGCGGAAGCCGCAUAGGAACGUGCUGGUCGCAUCCCCAGGGGGAUGGGUUGAGGAUGGGUUGGGGUUGGUUGUGGCAGGAUUUUCGGUGAUUUUCGGAGAAAUACUUGUGUGA